CAAAAUAAAAAUAAUUAUUUUUCGCAAAUAUUUUGAAGUUUUAAAGAAGAUUCAUAUCCUCAGGUAUGAAUAUCAUGGGUUAAAAUGAGGAUCUAACAUUAUCAGAAUUUUCAUCAAACAUGUAUAUUCUUUUGCUAGUAAUAGCUAUGGCAAAUAGAAUCAAUCUUAUAUCAUCAAGAUCGAUUGUGUUUAAAGUUUCAAAUCUCGACGCCAUUGCUUCAAGUAAAAACUUCGCCCUUAACGAAAAUUUGAUAGAAGUUAAAUAUUUUCUGAGAAGAAUGAAAAGAUCCCCUUCAAAAAACCUUCAACCCGUACUGAAUAAAGAUCCCACAACAGGAAACAAGGUUAUGGACACAGACAAACGUCGCCAACUCUUGAUCUACAACCCUAUGAGCGGCGGGGUUUCUUAUUUGCCCACAAAUAGUCUCUAUACUUCCGGAUCCCAAUUAACGAAUCCUUUCUUGUCAGGAACUCUGGCAGGCAACGGCUUGGGAAUGAGUCCUUUUAACACGGUAAACCUCGGAGGACCGACAUUAUUAAACCCUUAUGUUAUGACAAACGGUAUGAACCCCUUUGCCACAAACGGUAUGAGCCCCUUUGCCACAAACGGCAUCAACCCCUUUAUCAUGAAUGGAAUGAACCCUUUUGCCAUGAACAAUCAAUUUAUGAUGCAAAAUUUUGCUAACCCCUGGUUUAACAAUGGUCUCUACCUUAACACCGCCUUUAAUGCCUUCAACAACCCUAUAAAUCUUCUGUCUUCCGCUAACAAUGGACUUAGACUUAAUAACAUGGCCUUCUAUAACAAUAUGCCUCUUUCCAGAGGGGGCACGGCUUUCAUCCCCAGCGUAGGAAACAGUAUGAACGCGCUGGAACUAGCUGGCACACAAAUAGCGGCUGCCGGAAGUACUGGGGGAGGUCUAAGAAACUUUGGAGCUAUGGGUUCGGUUGGUUUUAGACCUGCAUACACCAACGCCUUUAUUGGCUCCGGGUACGGGACUGGCACAGGGGUUGGCUACAACUAUGGUAACAUCGGAUAAUUUUCUUCUAAAAUGAAAAUUUAACGUGGAUUCGCUAAUAAAUAAUCCUCAAAAAUCUUACGCAUUUAAAGCAUUAUAUAAAUAUUUAUGAUAAUAUGCACAGAUUUCGUACUUUAUGACCAUAAAUCUAUAUUAUUUAAUAUUCUGUAAUGAAAAAAACAUAU
Gordionus sp. m RMFG-2023 is the source of this 1201-nucleotide messenger RNA. RefSeq lists its product as uncharacterized. The transcript has 3 exons. The record is from RefSeq and is a predicted model, not a curated record. The coding region runs from base 120 to 1037 and encodes 305 amino acids. Lineage: Eukaryota; Metazoa; Nematomorpha; Gordioida; Chordodea; Parachordodidae.